This is a messenger RNA of Phycodurus eques (leafy seadragon), 1534 nucleotides long. RefSeq names its product GTPase IMAP family member 4-like. The record is from RefSeq and is a predicted model, not a curated record. Lineage: Eukaryota; Metazoa; Chordata; Actinopteri; Syngnathiformes; Syngnathidae. Gene Ontology annotation, molecular function: GTP binding. The transcript is spliced from 5 exons. Bases 449 to 1462 code for a protein of 337 amino acids.
CCCAGUGGGGAGCUUUCACCGUGGUGGGGUAUCUUCUCUACAGAUUCUCACAGAGUCAGUCACCUGUUGACACACCGGUUAGGUUCAGUUUGGAAAGAUGCCCUGCCAGAUAAAUCACGACGACUCUCGUGUCAUCACUGUACAGAGCGAAGGCUAGAAACUUGAUCAACUGAAGUUGAGAAACGGAAUAGAUUUGCACUAAUCAGUCCCACUGUUAAAAGUUGACCUCCAGAGAGUAGUGUGGGGGGCUUGAAUGUAUUACUCAGUCAGUCGCUCAGAAAAGUGAGUACACCCCUCAUUUUAUUGUGUUUUUAUGGGACAACACAGAAGAAUUAACACUUUGCUACAAUGUAAAGCACUUUGUGAAUAGCUUGCUCCUUAAGAAGGAUUAACACACAGCCAUUGAUGUCUAAACCACUGGCAACAGAACCCUUCCUGCACUGAUCCGAUGGCCAAUUCGUCUCUUCUGCUCUUUAACGGGUCUGUCAGCUCUUUGGGGCUGGGUGAGCCGCAUUGUGGGGACCCUCCGAGGUACAACAUGCAACAAUAUUCCCUCAGAAUACAUUCAGAUAGUGCCGAACAGCAACAACAUACACGACCUGUCUGCUACGUUUUGUCUAUAGGAAUCCAGAGCCUGUGUAAAUGGCUGUCUCGAAUUUGGAAGUUUAUCAAAGCAUUUUCCUCCAAAUUCCAUUGGAUGCUUCCUAUCAUCAGAUCCAUCACAGGGUCUAGUGAAGGGAGUUUGGAGAAUGAGAACAUUAGACUGAACCUGUCCAGUCCCUUGAAAGCAGGCCUCAGACUAAUCCUCGUGGGCCCUGCUGGUGGAGGACGCACAUCAGUGGCAAACACUUUGUUGGGCUGCAGUGCAGAACAACCAGAGGAACAUCUCAUGGAGAGCACCAAAAGAAGGGCAAUAGUGGACGGUAGAGAACUUACUGUGGUCGACACCCCGGAUAUACUGGGUGUAUCGUUGGGGAGAAUAACGAGAGCCAAAGAAGGCCUGAGGAGCGUUCAGCUUGUGGGCCCCGGUCCUCACGCCGUCCUGCUGGUGAUGCAGGCGCCACGCUCCAGCAACGAAACCCACCAGGAGACUAUGCAAGUGAUCCAAGCAAUACUGGACCUGUUUGGAGAUGGCAUCCGAGGCCACGUUAUCCCAGUGCUCACCCAUGCUGACCGCCUGGGUCGACGGCACACUUUUGAGCGGCUGCUGGAUACGGAUGUCGGCGGUGUGAAAAGACUGACGUCUCUAUGCGGUCAGAGGCCUGAGCUGCUGGACACUAGGCCAGAUCGGUCCCCGGAGGAGCAGAGCGUGACGCGCAGGCUGCUGGUGGGGCGGGUCCUAGAACUGAAGGGGCUCUGGGGACAUUUUAUCCAUGAGCUGCAGAGGAGGGAUGAAAGAAUCAGAGAGGAGCUGCUUGCUGACAUGACCUCUGCACUGAGCAGAAAACUGGGACACAUGUAGAUGAUGACAGCGUGGCUAUGAAAUCAUUAAAAAAAAAAAAAAAGGAGCCACUGUUACUUUAACUGCCACUGC